Prosopis cineraria is the source of this 2450-nucleotide messenger RNA. RefSeq lists its product as uncharacterized. The transcript has a single exon. NCBI's taxonomy places the organism in Eukaryota, Viridiplantae, Streptophyta, Magnoliopsida, Fabales, Fabaceae. The record is from RefSeq and is a predicted model, not a curated record. Bases 570 to 2135 code for a protein of 521 amino acids.
UCCUAUUAUCAUUCUUUCUUCUCUUCUCUUCUCUCUCCCACUCUUUUAUUUUAUUAAUUAAUAAUUUCUUUCAUGCAUGGAAUUCUCCUCACUCCAACAGCAAUGAAAAACACUCUUGCCUCGCUAGUUGCUUUCUUCGAUUCUUCUUCCUCAUCACCUCUGUCACCAACCCAUUUCUUCAAAUUUUGAUUUUUGUUUGUUUGUUUGUCGCUGUAUGGGGAUUAAGAUCAAUUUUCCGGCAUUUUUUGUUUGGGUUUUUUUGGGAGUACUACUUGGGGAAACGGAAAUCAAGGGGUCUCUCCCUUUUUGUGGGUCGGAUCUUGUACUCAUAGACCUGUCACGUAUCUGAUCGUCCCUGGUGAAAAAGCAAGAAACUUCCUGAUCUGUUUCUUUGUUUCUGAACUUGAUCUACAAUUUUGUCCCUUUAACUGCCCGGCUGCCGCGUCGUUUUCACAACACUUGGGAGGGAUACAUGAUCAUCGUGGAACACGCUGAAGAUUCAAGGUAACUGGUAGACUAUAGUUUUCUGGGUAUAUAUAUUUUGUUUGAGAUAUUUCAGAUCAGCUUUCAUGGAGGAAAAGAAGUUCGUGUGCAAGUAUUGCAACAAGAAGUACCCAUCUGGGAAGUCUCUGGGUGGACACAUCAAGACUCACAUGACUACUGAACAUUCUUCAUCUCAAUCCAAGAAAGGUAGAACGAAUGCCGAUGAUAGUGUCGUCAAGUUCGAUGAUGGAAGGAAGAGGAAGAGAGAUUUUGGGUCUGAAGAAGCUGCUUCCGAAAAUCCAAUUUUUGGUCUUCGAGAGAAUCCCAAGAAAACAACGAGGUUCGUACAUUCCAACAACGCUGCUUCACAACAAGAGAGGUUCUGCAAAGAAUGUGGGAAAGGCUUUCUGUCUCUGAAAGCUCUCUGCGGCCACAUGGCUUGUCAUUCGGAGAAAGAUAAAGGGACGACGAACAAGUUUCAGAACAAUUCUGGGCCUGGGUUUGGAAUGAAGCAGAAAUUGGUGGUGGAUAGUCAAUCGGAUACUGAGACAUCUGCUCCAAAUCACCCCAGGAGAUCCAGAAGAAUGAGGUUCAAGACCGUGAAUACUGAUAAAAAUGAUCAACCUUCUUUUGUUUCUUUGGCGAAUGGUUCUUCCUCUGUGUCUGAGGUGGAGCAGGAGCAAGAAGAGGUCGCAAGGUGUUUGAUGUUAUUGUCCAAAGACUCUAGCCAUAGAGGUCGUUUUGUUUUUCCAGCUGAGUCGUCGGAGAACAAUUCUGUUGUGGUAGAGGCAAAAUCACCGUCUGUGGACACUAUUCCUCUCAACAAUGGUAAAAAAAGUUGUGUGUAUAAUGGUUUUGAGAUCGUGGAGAAGGUGGUGCAGUAUAAUGACAUGAAGUUGAAGUCUGCUGAGAUUGUCGAUUCUGAUAAUUCAGAUUCUGGGUAUUUCAGAAAUGGUCACAAAAAGUUGGAUUUGGAUGUUUCAAUUGAUGGGUACCCUAGGAAUGGGGGAUUCAAGACGCCUAAAUUGGAAGUCAGAUCUGGGCGUGAGUUUUAUCAGAACUAUGACGCUGAAUUGAGGAAGAAGAUGCUAAUCAAGAACAGAGGAGGAACCAGAAGCAAUGAACCCAGAAAACUAAUUUUGGAGGAUGUGGACUACAAUACAACAAAAAAAGGAGCGACAAGGAAAGAGUUCAUCAAUUGGAGAAAGAGACGAUGUUAUGAUUCUCUUCGCCAAAACAAUUCAGUUGGUGUUACUUGCAAAAGGACACCAAAUGGUUUUUACAAUGAGGGGUCAUUGAACCCAGAGAGCUUAAACAGUGAAAAAAUUAUCAGUGGCUCUAAGGAUUCAGCAGACGAGAGUGAUGAAAGCAGCACAGACACUGAUGCUUCUCCUGCUCCGAGACCUCAUGGCAGCAAGGUCAUCAAUGGAAAGAAGACCAGCAAGUUCAAGAAGAAAUUGAAGUCAAAGAAAAGUAGAGACCAUGAAUGUCCUAUCUGCUACAAAAUUUUCAAGUCAGGCCAAGCGUUAGGAGGUCACAAAAGGUCUCAUUUUGUUGGAGGUUCUGAAGAGAACACAGUGGUGAUCAAACAUGGACCUCCUUUGGUUCCAUGCCUGAUUGAUCUCAAUCUACCUGCUCCUGUUGACGAUUAAGGGAAAGUAGCAUCUGGGUUCUACGCCUUUUUUUUAUUUUUAAGCUUCUGCAGCUUUGGUAGCUGAAAAUGUCCGGAAAUCUGAGAAUGUUUUUGUCAUUGUCCCAUAUGAUGGAAGCAAUGGAAAUGUACAGACAAAUGUGCAAACCCUUUUUCUUUUUGGUUAGAAAUCUCAAGGCCUCAUCCAUUAUAUCUGGUAGGUGGUAGCUGGCUGUUUCUUUCGUAUUCAUAUGGAACAUGACAAGUUGUUAGUUGAAACUUUUGUUUCUUAAUUCCACCACUCUUUGAUCCAAUUAAUUUAAGGAUGUUUGUGUCC